AUGACCUCUGUGCUAGUUAUCGGUAGUGGAGGUCGCGAACAUGCCAUAGCUUGGCGACUUUCCAAAUCGAAGCUGAUCAAGAAAAUUUGGAUAGCGCCUGGGAACGGGGCAGACUUCCCAGCUCCAGAUAUCGACGAGACCAAUGCAGACGACGUGGUUGCUUUCUGUCACCUUGUAGACGUUACUCUAAUCAUAGUGGGCCCCGAAGGGCCUCUGGCAAAUGGCUUUGUGGAUAGGAUAGGUGGCAGAAUACCAGUUUUUGGCCCCGCAAAAGCUGGUGCUAUGUUGGAGGCCUCGAAGAUCUUCUCGAAAACUUUCAUGCGCGAUUUUGAUCUGCCUACUGCCAGAUUUGCACAAUUUGAUGAAAUCAAAGAUGCUGAGGCAUUCAUAGAAAAAUGCGACUGGGAAGGAAUCGUAGUGAAAGCUGAUGGAUUGGCAGCCGGAAAAGGGGUUGUGGUGGCUGAAAAUAGGGAAGAGGCAGUGGAGGCAGCAAAACAGAUGCUAAGGGGUCAGUUUGGUACGAGCAGCACCCGAAUAUUACUCGAAGAACGACUAGAGGGCUUCGAAGUGUCGGCACUUUGCUUCACCGAUGGAACCACGAUAGCUCGCAUGCCUUUGAUUCGUGACCACAAGAGACUUCUUGACGGGGAUAAAGGACCAAAUACAGGUGGAAUGGGCGUCAUUGGUCCGGUUAGUGUAGCAAGUACGGUAGAUCAGCAGAUCGAUAAAAUACUACAGGAUACGGUAGCUGCUCUGCGUAAAAAAGGGAUCAUAUACAAAGGAGUGAUCUACGCUGGAAUUAUGGUAACCGCCGAUGGUCCAAAAUUACUGGAAUACAACUGUAGAUUCGGUGAUCCAGAAACAGAGAUAAUCAUGCGACUACUCAAAUCUGACUUGUACUCUAUUUGCCUAUCCUGCACAAAUGGCACCCUUUCCGAGCAACGUAUUGAAUGGGACCAUCGUCAAGCAUGUGGAAUCGUUCUGGCAAGCAAGAAUUACCCCUAUAGUGGGGACAAAGGAACACCAGUAGAUAUUCCCGAGACCGAGGACGACACGGUCAUAUUCCAUGCAGGAACAACAAGAUCUUUGGAUGGCGAUGUGCUAACCAAUGGUGGCCGAAUCCUGUGUGUGACUUCGCUAGGCUCCACUAUGGCAGAAGCGCGCGAGAAAGCACUUAAAGCUUCGGAAGCUGUGAAAUUUGAAGGGAAAUUUUUUCGAACAGACAUCGGUAUUACAAGAAAUGACACGACAACUUCGCUUAGCUAUAGUGACUCUGGAGUAGACAUUGCUGAAGGAAAUGCUUUUGUCGAGGAUAUAAAGGGCCUUGUCACAUCUACUCUGCGUAAAGGAACUAGACAGAUCGGUGGAUUUGGUGCGGUAGUUGACUUGGUUGCAGCUGGCUAUGCAAACGGCUCUCAGCUGGUGAUUGGAAUUGACGGCGUUGGGACAAAAAUCGAGAUAGCCGACAUCAUGGGUGACUACUCCGGUAUUGGUCACGACGUUGUCGGAAUGUGUGUGAACGAUGUCCUCUGCCACUGUGCUGAGCCCCUGGCUUUUGUUGACUAUUUUGUCAGUGGACGACUAAAUCGAGCUCGUGCUCAUGAGGUGGUGGCCUCUAUUGCCGAAGCUUGCAUAGAGUCAGGAUGCAGUCUGGUUGGAGGUGAGACAGCUGAGAUGCCCGGCGUUUAUAGUCCAUCGCAGUGGGAUCUGGCAGGAUGUGUUGUUGCUGUUCGGGAACCAACUUGGCCGAUGUUGCCUAACUCGAAAAGCCUACAAGAGGGAGACUGCCUCAUUGGCAUCGCAUCCUCAGGUGUUCAUUCAAACGGCUUUUCAUUGGUCAGGAAGAUCUUCGAAAUGAAUGGAAUCUCAUACAAAGAAAAGACACCAUGGAAUACCGAAAAGAGCUUUGGACAGGAACUUCUCGCACCAACUCGACUCUAUGUUCGUUCUGUCCUUCCGCUACUCAAAGCUGGUCUAGUCAAGGGAUGUGCCCAUAUAACUGGAGGAGGAAUAGAGGAAAAUGCGAUUAGAGUAUUGUAUAGCAAAGGAGAUUUGGCGAUGGAGGUAGAUGCUAGUAGUUGGGAAAAACCAGAAAUAUUCAACUGGCUGUCAGCAAUGGGACCGGUCAAUGUUGAUGCAAUGCUGCGAACUUUCAACUGUGGAAUUGGAAUGAUACUGUUGGUAGCUGCUUGCCAUGCUGAAGAAAUUAUGGAACGUCUCGAACAAGCAAAAGAGCAUGCUUAUUGUAUUGGGAAGGUUGUAAAAAGGAUAGGAGAUUCGUUCAUUGCCUUUACAAACAUGGGCUGUGCCUUUGAUACAUCGAGAUAUACAAGAAUAUCUAGGCCUAAAGUAAAGGUCGGAAUAAUCAUCUCAGGAACAGGAAGCAAUAUGAAAAAACUAAUUGAGAGCUCGCAGCUGCCUGGAAGUUAUUGCGAGGUAGUAUUAGUAAUUUCCAACAAAUUCGGUGUGAAAGGCCUCGAGGUAGCUAGAGAAUUGGGAGUAGAAACGAUGUGCAUUCCACAUACAGAGAUCAGAGAAGAUGGAGACUCAAAGAUCAGUAAGGCCUUCAAAGCUAAGAACGUCCAACUUAUUUGUCUUGCUGGUUACAUGAGAUUACUUUCCGCCGAGUUCGUCCGAGAAUGGCAAAAUCGAAUCAUAAACAUUCAUCCUUCUCUUCUGCCCUCCUUUAGAGGAGCUCACGCUGUAAAAGAUGCGUUGGAGUUUGGUGCAAAGAUCACUGGAUGCUCUGUACACUUUGUAGAUGAAGAAGUUGAUCACGGUAAACUGAUAGCCCAGGCAGCAGUGAUGAUAGACGAAGAAGACAAUGAGAUGUCACUGCAUAGAAAAAUUCAAGAGAAAGAACAUCAGCUGUUUCCGGAAGCUAUGCAAAAAGUAGCUAAAGAUAUGUUAAAUUACAAAAUUGAACGGAACCCUCUCGCCAAAAAGAGCUGCUAAGGCAUCAUUUUGAUUUUUUUGCUCAUCUGAAGAAAUGUAGCAUAAAACCUAUUGGAAGUAAGUCUAUAUUAGCUUAUAUGACAUUGUAGUAGUACUAGCUCAGCAAUAGAACGCGUCCUUAGCAUAGAGUGAGAAUAGUUGUCGAGGGGCACUGGAGAUAUCUGUAUAAAUAAAGCUGAUUGUCU
Molecule: messenger RNA, 3140 nt
Organism: Cylicocyclus nassatus
Lineage: Eukaryota; Metazoa; Nematoda; Chromadorea; Rhabditida; Strongylidae
Source: the annotation of a GenBank genome assembly